AGGAGGAGGAGAAGGAGAAGAGGGCAAAGCACAAACAAUUGUAACAGAAGUCUAAAAUGGAGGAUGUUAACGUGGAUGCUUACGUUAAUUUUGUUUAAUAAACUUUUUUAGCAGAAUUAAUUUCUGAAUAAUACUGCUCUGAUACAAAGUCCAGAGGGCGGUUUAACCUAGUGCUUCUAAAAUCUGCUGGAUUUCCACUACUUAGCUGAUUAGCUAAGUAGUGUGGGGAAAUAAAGCUAGCUCGGUUAGCUAACGCUACUCACUAGUUAACUUCACCACAACGACACGUAAAUUAAUCACUUUCAUUGUGGUGUGACCACUUUUGUUUUUUUGAAGCGGAUACAGCAAUGGAAGAUAUGUCUGAAUCCCCUUGUGAGUCUGUUCCCUCACAGCUGGGAGGUGGUCCUGACUUUCAUGGUCUAAUAAAAGAUGCAGUGGUAGUUUUGACCAGACUUCCUGAAUAUAAGAUGAGCACUCUGCGACCACCAACGCCUCAGCAGUUCUACAGUGAAGACGAGUCGCUCAGCAGCUCUGAUUCGGAUUUGCAGUGGGAGCCAGAAGAUGACUCUAGUGAUUCAGAUUUUUCACUCUCAAACAGCAAACAGAAAUCUGUUAAACCAUUGAAGAGUGACACAGUGAGAACACCUGCACCUUCAACAAGCGGCAGCAGCAACAGCGAAACAGCACCCCAUUGCUCGCAAGAUGUCACACCGGCCCGUCCUAGCUUGCCAGUCGAAGAGAUCAAAGUGGACAUGAUGGUGCUGGCUAGGAGGAGGCCCAUGAGAUGGCAACGGGGAAAAGUAUUGGAGAUAAUUACAAGAGAAGAUGGACGGUUGAAGUACAAAGUCGGCUUUGAAGAAAAGGGCAGAAGCCUAGUUUCUGGACACCACAUCGCCUUUGACACCACACCAAAACUGGAGCAGCUGUAUGUCGGUGCUCGGGUAGUGGUCCAGUGUCAAGAUAACAAGUACCGAUUCCGUCCUGGUAUUUUGGCCGAGCUUCCCAGCAGAAAAAACCGCUUAAGGUUCUUGGUCUUUAUUGAUGAUCACACACCAGUCUAUGUUGGUUUACCUUCUCUUCAUCUGAUAUGCAGACCAUUGGAUGAUGUUUUGGAGGACGUUCCAGAUGGCUCUCACAAACGUUUUAUGAAACAGUAUCUGAAGGACUGGCCGUACCCACAUUUAACCCAGUACAGGCCCGGACAGUCCUUUAAUGCAGAAUUGAAUGGAGUCCAGCAGAGGUGUGAGGUGCAGGUGGUCGACUGCAGCUUGAUGCAGGUCGUUUUUCAGGAAACUCAACGGAAGGAGUGGAUUCACCGUGGCUCCAUACGACUGGAACACAUGACUAGGUUUUCAGAUUGAAAGCGCGGAAGAGAAUAAGGACGAAUCCGAAUAAAAGCCCGUGGUACAGUAGUUGUACAGUAAUUUGGAAAAAUGAAAAGAAUCCACUUUUAGUAAGGCCCAUCAUUAUUACCCCAAAGGGAUGUGCCAUAUACUUUUAGGCUAAAAUAAGAGUUGCUGUAAAGAGUACAUGUGAAUGACUUUCUGUGAAUGAAGCCACUUGCAUGUGGAGUACAGAGGGGGGUAAUAUUUUCAUUGUGGAAUUAAAAUACUAAGCGAAGUACAUACGUUAAUGUUUGGACAUUUGCCGUUGAUGCUUAAUAUUCUUAAGUUGUGUGAUUUUAUUUUGGUAUAUAUUCAGAUAUUUUUUGUUUGAACAUUUAUUUUUCAUUUUUGUGCCCAGAAAAGUCACUAGCUCUUUCAUUCUAUUAUUUUCCCUCUUCAGUCAAUGAAUGGCAUUUUCUGAAUACUUAACUGUGAUCCCUGUUCUCUUUGUAACAGUUUUGUUUAAUUUUGUCAAUAAAAAAGUUCUACAUUGCA
Molecule: messenger RNA, 1880 nt
Organism: Monopterus albus (swamp eel)
Lineage: Eukaryota; Metazoa; Chordata; Actinopteri; Synbranchiformes; Synbranchidae
Product: histone-lysine N-methyltransferase SETDB1-B-like
Exons: 7
Coding region: 348-1361 (337 amino acids)
Biological process (GO): negative regulation of gene expression; heterochromatin organization
Cellular component (GO): nucleus
Molecular function (GO): histone H3K9 methyltransferase activity
Source: RefSeq, a predicted model, not a curated record